Molecule: messenger RNA, 2435 nt
Organism: Leopardus geoffroyi (Geoffroy's cat)
Lineage: Eukaryota; Metazoa; Chordata; Mammalia; Carnivora; Felidae
Gene: ALOX12B
Product: arachidonate 12-lipoxygenase, 12R type
Exons: 15
Coding region: 263-2362 (699 amino acids)
Biological process (GO): lipid oxidation; linoleic acid metabolic process
Cellular component (GO): perinuclear region of cytoplasm
Molecular function (GO): iron ion binding; arachidonate 12(S)-lipoxygenase activity; protein binding
Source: RefSeq, a predicted model, not a curated record
CGCCCCGAAGCCUCCUUCAUCCAGGGCGUCUUGGGUCCGCCCUUUCAGAAGCAGGCCCAGCGCCCUGCCGCCCGGCUCCCAGCGCGCAGAUCUGGGCUCCGAGCUGCCCUGGGGGCCAGACGUCCUUGCCUCACCUCUCCCUCUCGGGAGGCUGGCCCCAUCCACGUCUCCCCGUCUGGCUUCCCCUGCCUGGUCUGGGCCCCCGUGCGGCCCCCGAGGAGUCUGGACUCAAGCCCUCCCUCCUGCCUCCUGAGGAGUAGCCAUGGCCACCUACAAAGUCAAGGUGGCCACGGGUACCGACCUCUUGUCGGGCACGAUGGAUUCCAUCUCGCUGACCAUUGUGGGGACCCAAGGAGAGAGCCACAAGCAGCUGCUGAACCAUUUUGGGAGAGACUUUGCAACUGGGGCGGUGGAUGAAUACACCGUCCGGUGCCAGCAGGACCUGGGGGAGCUCAUCAUCAUCCGCCUGCACAAGGAGCGUCACUCCUUCUUACCCAAAAACUCCUGGUACUGUAACUACGUGCAGAUCUGUGCGCCCGGCGGCCGUGUGUACCACUUCCCCGCCUACCAGUGGAUGGAUGGCUACGAGACCCUGGCGCUCAGGGAGGCCACAGGAAAGACGACGGCGGACGACACGCUGCCGAUCCUUCUGGAGCACCGCCGGGAAGAGAUCAGGGCCAAACAGGACUUCUACCACUGGAGGGUCUUCGUUCCCGGCCUACCCAACUACGUGCACAUCCCCAGUUACCGCCCGCCUGCGCGGAGAAACCCCAACCGGCCUGAGUGGAAUGGUUAUAUCCCCGGUUUCCCGAUUCUCAUCAACAUCAAGGCCACCAAGUUCCUGAACUCAAACCUCCGCUACUCCUUCAUCAAGACGGCCUCGUUCUUCUUCCGCCUGGGGCCCAUGGCGCUGGGCUUCAAACUCCGCGGCCUGGUGGACUGCAAGCAGUCGUGGAAGAGGCUGAAGGACAUCAAGAAAAUUUUCCCUGCCAACAAGUCCAUCAUCUCCGAGUACGUGGCCGAGCACUGGACAGAAGACAGCUUCUUUGGGUAUCAGUACCUCAACGGCAUCAACCCAGGCCUGCUCCGCCGCUGCACGCAGAUCCCAGACAAGUUCCCCGUCACGGACGACAUGGUGGCCCCGUUCUUGGGCGAGGGAACGUGCCUGCAAGCGGAGCUGGAGAAGGGGAACAUUUACCUGGCCGACUACCGCAUCUUGGAAGGCAUCCCCAGCAUCGAGCUCAACGGAAGGAAGCAGCAUCACUGUGCCCCGCUCUGCCUGCUGCACUUUGGCCCGGAAGGGAACAUGAUGCCCAUCGCCAUCCAGCUCAGCCAGACCCCGGGGCCCGAGAGCCCCAUCUUCCUGCCGAGUGACUCGGAGUGGGACUGGCUGCUGGCCAAGACGUGGGUGCGCUACGCCGAGUUCUACUGCCACGAGGCCAUCUCGCACCUGCUGGAGACGCACCUCAUCGCGGAGGCCUUCUGCCUGGCCAUGCUGAGACAGCUGCCCAUGUGUCACCCUCUCUACAAGCUCCUCGUCCCCCACACCCGCUACACCAUCCAGAUCAACAGCAUCGGGCGCGCCCUCCUCCUCAACGAGGGGGGGCUUUCUGCCAGGGGCAUGUCCCUAGGCCUGGAAGGCUUUGCGGAGGUGAUGGUGCGGGCUCUGUCAGAGACCACCUAUGAGAGCCUCUACCUCCCCAAUGAUUUUGUGGAGCGCGGGGUCCAGGACCUGCCGGGAUAUUAUUACCGAGACGACUCCUUGGCAGUGUGGGACGCGCUAGAGAGGUAUGUGACCGAGAUCAUCACCUACUAUUACCCGUGUGACGCAGCCGUGGAGGGUGACCCAGAAUUGCAGUCCUGGGUGCAGGAGAUAUUUAAGCAGUGUCUGCUAGGGCGUGAGAGCUCAGGCUUCCCUCAGUGCUUGCGAACAGUGCCUGAGCUGAUCCGAUAUGUCACUAUAGUCAUCUACACCUGCUCCGCCAAGCACGCCGCCGUCAACACCGGGCAGCUGGAGUACAGCGCCUGGAUGCCCAACUUCCCGUCGUCCAUGAGGAACCCACCCAUGCAGGCCAAGGGGCUGACCACUCGGGACAGCUACCUGGACACGUUGCCGGAUGUGAAAACCACGUGCAUCACCCUGUUGGUGCUCUGGACCCUGGGCCGGGAGCCUGACGACAAGCGGCCCCUGGGCCACUUCCCUGACAUCCACUUCGUGGAGGAGGCCCCGCGGAGGAGCAUGGAGGUCCUCCGCCAGCGCCUGGCCCGGAUCUCGCACGACAUCCGCCAGCGCAACAAGGACCUCCCGGUCCCCUACUACUACCUGGACCCGGUGCUGAUAGAGAACAGCAUUUCCAUCUAGGGCCGCGCUCCCGCCUCGCCUCUCCUCGCCUGCACCCGUUUUCCAAAAAAAAAAAAAAAAAUUGUCACUUCAA